AAUAACAAGACGACUCUAGUUGAGAAUUUGAGAUUCUUCCCCGUUGAAGUAUACAGCGUAGAAAUCAAAAUCAACAGUCCAAUUUCAUUUUCAUUUUCGUUUUUUUUUCUUUUUUUCUUUCUCGGAGAGGGUUAGUAUCGGCGGUUUAGAGGUGAAGAUGAGCGGCGAAGGAGGAGGAGGAGAGGAUCCGCAGAAAUUGAAGCGGAUUGCGGCGGCGGCGUACGAUUACGAUAUGGACGCGCGGUGGUCGGAUUACUGGUCGAAUGUGCUCAUUCCGCCGCACAUGGCCGCUCGCGACGACGUCGUCAAACACUUCAAGUGCAAGUUCUACCAGCGCUACAUCGAUCCUGAUUUAAUUGUUGAGCCGAUGGCUACUAGCAGCUCAUCUCAGCCAGCAAGACCAUCAGCUACAUCAGCUACUCAUGAAAGUAGUACUCGUCAAAGGAGUACAGGGUCAUCUAGUAGACCAUCAGGGGCAUCUUCCACCCCACCUCCUAAUUCCACUUCGUUACGUUGGGAUCAGCAAACAAUUCAAUUUUCUGUCAAUGCUUGGGUCUUUGUUGUGGCAGUUCUUGCAAUUUUUCCCCUUGUGCCAAAGAAUCUCUCGGAUCGAGCAUACCGCCUUUCCUUGCUCGGAACUGCAUGUUCUUCUGUGUAUUCAUUGUAUUCACUAUAUGGGAAACCUAGAGCAUGGAACUUGCAGGCUGUGCAAGUGUGGUUCCAGACGGUGAUAGUUACCAAAGAUUUUAUCUACUCCGUGUACUGCCUUACUUUCGUCAGUUCGAAUCUGUGCCUCAAAUUUGCUUUAAUUCCCAUAUUGUGCCGGGCCCUUGAGCAUGUUGCGAAAUUCCUGAGGCGUAACUUUAGCAGAUCAUCCCUGUACAGGAAAUACUUGGAAGACGCAUGUAUUUGGGUAGAGUCAAACACAACCACCCUUAGCAUUCUCUCCUCACAAGCUGAGAUUGGGCUUGGAGUCCUUCUCAUUAUUUCUCUACUCUCGUGGCAGCGCAACAUUAUACAAACAUUUAUGUACUGGCAGCUUCUGAAGCUCAUGUACCAUACUCCUGCUACGGCUAGUUACCAUCAGAGUGCAUGGGCCAAGAUUGGACGGUCUGUAAAUCCGUUAAUCCAGCGCUACACUCCAUUUCUCAGCACUCCAAUUUCUGCCGCCCAGAGAUGGUUUUUAAGAUAGAAGUUUUGAUAGAGUAAGAGAAGAAAGCGGAACAAGUAGGGAAAAAAGAAAAAAAAAAAGAGGUGAAAUUACAGAUUUUCGAUUAAAAGCCGUUCCUAGUAAUAACUACUUAAGAGAGCUAACUUUCUUACUGAACUCUCUCGUGCUCUCCCUCUCCUGAAUGGGAAGGACAAGAAGUGAUCUUCUUUGACUUACUUCUACAGGUUUUUUUUUAUGCAAAAUCGUUAUCUCAGAGAAAAAAUAGCAGACACUAAAUCUCGUAUUUUUACCUACUUUGUUCUCUUACAGAUGAUUCUAGUUUACGAUACUUUUGCAUGUGACUUCGUGACUUUUUACGACAGUUUAUUAUAUUCUAGUUUCCCGACACUAAAUAUGUACGCUCGUUAUUUUUGGCUUAGACUUGUUGCACAGUAAUAUUUUCUUCGAGGAAACUCUCUUGCAUCCUAUGUCUUGUGAAAUUGUAUGCAACAAUUGAACUAGUUAAUGGAUUCUGUGGUUUGUAUGGAA
This is a messenger RNA of Erythranthe guttata (spotted monkey flower), 1699 nucleotides long. RefSeq lists its product as uncharacterized. Gene Ontology annotation, biological process: endoplasmic reticulum tubular network organization; membrane organization. Gene Ontology annotation, cellular component: endoplasmic reticulum; membrane. The record is from RefSeq and is a predicted model, not a curated record. Lineage: Eukaryota; Viridiplantae; Streptophyta; Magnoliopsida; Lamiales; Phrymaceae.